Molecule: messenger RNA, 774 nt
Organism: Fonsecaea nubica
Lineage: Eukaryota; Fungi; Ascomycota; Eurotiomycetes; Chaetothyriales; Herpotrichiellaceae
Exons: 4
Coding region: 1-774 (257 amino acids)
Molecular function (GO): hydrolase activity
Source: RefSeq, a predicted model, not a curated record
AUGGCGGCUCCAGGUAAAGCAUGUUGCUCAAUCCCUCCUAUCAUCUCUCAGGGGUAUAAACCGAAAGGAGAAUAUGUGACUUUGAAUGGAUUGAAGACAUUUCUUCUCCUCCCAGAUGUUGCUGGUCCAAUGGAUGCAAAACACGCCGUCUUGGUCAUAUACGAUGUCUUCGGAUUCUUCGACCAGACUAUCCAAGGAGCUGAUAUCAUUGGGAGCUCUGAUGAGAAGCGAAAAUAUCGCGUCUUCAUGCCAGAUUUCUUCGAAGGCAAUCCGGCUGAUAUUUCAUGGUACCCUCCACUGACAGAGGAGCACCAGCGAAAACUCGGAAACUUCUUCCAAACCCAAGCCGUUCCACAGAAGACCCUGGAGAAAAUUCCGGGAAUAGUCUCAAAGGCGAAUGAGACAGCAGCCUUCGGAAAUUUUGAAUCCUGGGCGAUUCUGGGCCAUUGUUGGGGAGGCAAGAUCGCAGCUCUGGCCGUAUCUGGCGACAGCAAACAGUUCAAGACAGCUGUACAGUGUCAUCCGGCCAUGUUGGAUCCGAGCGAUGCAAAGAAUGUGACGGUUCCUAUGGCACUUCUGGCUUCAAAAGACGAACCUGCCGAAGAUGUCAAAGCAUUCGAGGCCAAUCUCACUGUACCCCACAAGGUCGAGACAUUCCCCACUCAGAUUCAUGGAUUCAUGGCUGCACGAUCAAAUCUCGAAGAUGACGAGGUGCGCAAGGAGUACGAGCGAGGCUAUCUAAUGGUGCUGGAGUUCUUGAACAAAUACACCUAG